This is a messenger RNA of Schistosoma mattheei, 4522 nucleotides long. The record is from the annotation of a GenBank genome assembly. Lineage: Eukaryota; Metazoa; Platyhelminthes; Trematoda; Strigeidida; Schistosomatidae.
GUUUACUGUCCUUCUUACCCAGUGAAGCUGAAACUGAAAGUGAAUCAAGUCGCCCGUUUUAAAAAUGACCUUGAAUUAGAUGGAUAGCUAUAUCCAAGCCGAUCGACGUCUUCAGUCUUCAGAUGAUCGCGAGGACGCGAUUAGCAGUACAGAUGACGGGUCCCAGCCAAUAUCUCAAAGCGUCCAAGACUUGGCAAAUGACAUAUAUAAGGAGUUCGAGUCCUUGAUCAAAUUAUAUGGGAAUGGCUUUCUUCAUAAUUUGAUGCCGUUGGUCAUCCGUGCACUAGAGAACCUCGAUAGCUUGCAUUCCGAGAACUCUGACCUCCAUCUAAAGUCACUUGUGUUAAGCGAUGACCAUAGACUACUUUCGGGUGAAUAUGAAAAAGAGAAGAAACUAAGGAAGGCUGCUGAAAAUAGGUUAUUCCGCUUGGAAGAUGAUCUGGAAGAGGAACGUAGACAGCACGAAGAAAAAACUGUGUCGUAUGAUGCUAAUGUCCGUAUACUUGAAAACAGAGUAAAAAGCCUGAAUGAACAAAUUUCGAAGUUUGAAGAACAAGAGGCGGAAAUGAAAGGAGAGUAUCAACGUCUACAUGAUUUGUACACCAAUCUUUUGCGUGUGUACCUUGAAUAUGUAGAACGUGUUAGGUCAAUGUUUAUCAAAAACAAAUUAGACAGUCAUUGUCUUCCUGACUGUCCUUAUCCCGGUAAUAAUGCUUGCUUUGAAGUUGGAUUAGCUACUCAAACAUCUGACCACAAUACAGGGGUUGACCAGUUGAACCGACUGGGCAAUAUGCUGAAUUCAGAAACUUUAGAGACAGAACGACAGAGAAUUAUGAGGAUUAUCAUGGAAACAACACCUGAGCUUUAUAGUGGCGGGAGAAUUUUCAAUAAUCCAUCGCUUUCAGAACCAUGUUUCGAUGAAUUGUCUCAAGGUGAUUUACCGGAAGACGAUGGGCACGAUAUAAAGAGUCAUGAUGGCUCAUGUACUACUCCACAACCACAAUCUAGUGAGCCGUUAGGCAGCGAGUUUGCUGAACCUGUUGAACUGGAGGUAGAUGGUGACCUUACCGAUUAUGCUGGUGUGCGGAGAGAAAUACAGAACUUAAUAAAAGAGAAUCAAGAAUUAGUCCAAACAAAAAAUGCACUUAAAAUAGUUACAAAUGACCUAAUCGGACGGAUUGAUGAACUUUCAUGCCAAAAUUUUCAGUUCUCAUCUGAACUGAACGCUUUGAUUACAAAUCGUGCAAGUAUGCUAUUACGUAUAAAAGAUUUAGAACAAGAAAAUGGUCAAUUACGUCGAGAAUUUGAAAAUUCUGAUUUGUAUGGAAGUUUACCUGGUGAUGAAAUAUCUGAGAGUGAACAUCUUCCAUUAUCUAUGCGUUUUCGAUUUUCACGUGUAGAAAUGGCACGUGUUUUGCUAGAAAGAAAUCAAUAUAAAGAACAAUUAUUAGAAUUACAAGAAGCUGUUCAUUUAACGCAUAAUUUAAAAGUUCAACAAACAUCAAAAAUGGCAAAUACCAUUCAUGGUACUAAACGUGGACGUAUUAGAGCCUUUUUUGCUAAACUAUUUAACUCACAACAAUCAUCUAGUAAAUCAUUUAAUCUAUCAACAUCUAUGAACACUUCUCAAUCAACAAUACAAUCUAUGCAUAAUUCAAUAUCCAGAUUAAGUACACCAAAUGAAUUUACAAUAUCUUCAUCACUAUCACAGAUAAAUGAAACAAAUAAUCCAAAUACAUCUAUGUCAAUUCAAAAGACUACAAGUGAUAGUGAUCUAAAUCAACAUUUAACAAAUUGGAACAUUUCGAUGAAACAAACAUGUAUUAGGGAUUUAAAUGAUUCUACUGAGUCAUCUCAAAGGAGGCAUCAACGAUGUACCUCUCCUAUCCAGUGGUACUCGCACAGAAAUGAACAUACGUUGGACCGAAGAAAUUUAAAAGUUGCCUACGUUUAUCCAUUAAAUGAUUAUCCUAGCAGUGUAGAGCUACGUUGCGCAGCAGUCACAUAUCCAUAUCACUCUACGUCUCACUCAUCUGUUUCAUCACCUACCAUGAACAAUUUACUUUUCACUGCUUACUUCAGAAAUCAGUUAGAAUCCUCUAAAGAUGACGAUUAUGUCAAUACUACCGUAUUGUCUACAUACAGUAAUUCAGAUCAAUUAGAACAUCCUAAAUCACACGAACAACAACAGUCAAAAGUGGGAAUUUUCAAAAAAUCGAUGUAUAAUCAUUCUAUUGGUAAUUUAUCCAGUGAUCAUGAUUCUUUUGAUUAUUCAGCGCUAAUCGACGAUCAAUUUUCAGAUGUUCAAUCAAAUAUUAUCUGGUUAAGUUCUUUCUCUUUGAAACAUGACUUAACAGCAAUAAAAGCUCCGUCUUCUUCUUCAUCAACAUCAUCAUCGUCAUCUACAGCGUUCACCAGUUCAGAUUAUUCUGGGAGAAUAAAAAGUUUAAUCACUAUUGUACAUGUAGAUUAUAAAUCAUGUCAAUCGGUUGAUUCAUUUGCUAUCUGUAGUUCGACAGUUUUAUGCAUAUGCAGUGUCCCAGAAGCAUCAAUCGAAGAUUUAACCUGCUUGGAAAAUACAGACCAUUAUUGGAAAAUGUUGCCAAUGGAUUCAUUUUCUGGUGAUUUAGAAACUGGUCAGUCUUUGACUGCGGAUAUGUUAGAAACGAAAACAAAAAAAUACGAUGUGAAUGCCCCUUGUUCAUUAAAUGAAUGUACAGAAUUUAAAUUCCUUGAUUGUGACGAUACUAACAACAACACUCCACAGAAAAUAAAUAAAAUUGUUCAAGAAAGUAAAUAUCAUAGAACGUCAACACCAACAUCAUCAUCGUCAUCACAUUUUUCAUCUAUUAAACAAGCGAUUGAUCAUUUAUCAUCUACACGACGAUUGGUUAAUGCACUUGGAAUUAUUGGUUCAGUGAAUGAUGUUGAUGAAGUGACGAUGUCUUAUGUAGCGACAAGAAGACGUUUUCUUAUACAUCAUGUAGAUUGUGACUCCUGUAUUAGUAAUAACGGUGAUUGUGCUGUUCAACCUUCCAAUGAAAUGUUUAGUAGUCAUUCGUCUACUAUUAAUGACGAUUUGGUGACACAAUAUCCUUGUUCAUCAUCUACACAGCAUAGUCACUAUCAAUAUUCUUCUAGGAAAUGUUAUUCCAGAUGUUCUGCAUCACCUACAAGCGCUCAACCAACUGUUUGGUUAGGUUGUCAAAAUGGUGAUUUAUAUGUUCAUUCAUCUGUAUCUGAUUGGCGUAAAUGUUUACAUGCAAUACGUUUACCUGAUUCGGUAACACAAAUCUGUCAUCUUGCCGGACGAGUAUUUGUCAGCUUAGCGAAUGGUCAAAUAGUCGUUUUUCGGCGUCAUCGUUUUCAUCGAACUAAUAAUGGUAAUUCAUGUCUAGGUCAUUCAUUGUCUAGUCUGUCAAUUAAGCAAGCACCAAUUGUCAGUUCAACAUCUAUGUCAUCGUCAUUAUCUAAUUUACCGGAUAAUCAUAUUACAUCUACUGACCAAUGCAUUACUCUUCACAAUUCUAAUCUGAAUUCAUCUAAUGAUAAUAAUAAUAAUAAUAAUACAAUAUUGGGAUCAUGGGAUUUUACUGAAGCAUGUGUCAUUACGUGUGGACGGCCUCAAUGUUCUGUUAGUUGUACAAUAACUGUACCAUCAACAAAUUCUUUAUGGGCUGCUUAUCGUAAUCGUAUCUUAGUUAUUAAUGCAUUUACGCUUCAAUUAGUUGACUGUUUUAAAGUUCAUGCAAUUCAAGAUGCACAAAUACAAACAAUGUCUUGGUACAAAGAUGGUGUAUGGAUCUCAAUAAGACGUGAAUCUAUCUUACGUUUGUAUCAUGUUAUUAGUCAUGAAUUAAUACAAACGUUAGAUUUAAAUCAAGUGAUUAUGAAUUUAUUAUCUAACAUAAAUUCAUCAGAUUGUGGAAAUAUUUCAAAACUUAAACCAUCUAGUUUAGCUAUUACUACUUUAAAGUCGAUGAAUGACCGUCUAUGGAUUGGAACUAGUGCUGGGCUCAUCAUUACAAUCCAGUUUCAAGACUCUUUAUUUAACAGAACAUUUCAACAAACAUCAUGUGAGCGUCAAAAAGACUCCGCGAAUUUAUCAAAACGUAUUUGUAAAGCCAUCUUAGAUUGCUCGUCUGCACAGAUCAGUACACAUCAGCAUACAGCACCAGUGAGAUUUUUUGUCACACCAACUGUUAUACAACAGAAUGAAGAUAAUGUGAAUAGUCAAUGCGCUUCCACUUGUCAGACUACUGGUUCAAUGAAUAAACCUAAAAGGAGAGUCGAAAAACCAAGUUUUUUUAUGGUUACCGGUGGUGAAGGUCACUUGAUCAAUUCGCAUAAGGAUAGUGCUUCGACGAAUACGUUACACCAAUCAGAUAAUCGCAGUUCAAAUUGUAGUCAUUUGAUCACAUGGCAGUUGUAAUUGAUCAUCAUAAUAAUUAAAACAGCUUUUCUUGUGAUUUAUCAAUGUACAAAAUUUCAGUCAUAUUCUAUCCAUCUAUAUAUAUAUAUA